This is a messenger RNA of Glarea lozoyensis ATCC 20868, 9786 nucleotides long. RefSeq lists its product as uncharacterized. The coding region runs from base 1 to 9786 and encodes 3261 amino acids. The transcript is spliced from 4 exons. Lineage: Eukaryota; Fungi; Ascomycota; Leotiomycetes; Helotiales; Helotiaceae. The record is from RefSeq and is a predicted model, not a curated record. Gene Ontology annotation, cellular component: membrane. Gene Ontology annotation, biological process: fermentation.
AUGUCCACCUCUACCGGUGGUCUUACGGCGUCGCCGCUCACAAAUAACUUUGAGUUCAAUUGGGUUUUCCUUGUUGAACUGCUCGUCUGUGGCAUAUUAACUCUAUUCUUCCUCUUCUACUUUAAUCGGUUAUUUGCGACGUUAAUAUCGUACGGUUUUCGGGCAUGGACAUGGCACAAAUACCGGGUUUAUGUCGAUAUACAAGCACUCCAAAUAUCACUUCUUGGAGGUCGGAUAUUUUUCAAAGGGUUCAAAUACCAUGGGAACAAUGAGACUAUAUUGAUUCAUAGCGGCUUUUUCACUUGGUGCUACUGGCUGAGAAACGUCAGAGGCCUCAGUGUAGGUGGUGACAGCGAUGUACACACGAAACGAGUUUCAACCGAUUCCGACAACAAUGGAAAGUCAGGACUUAGCGCUACUUUGGAUGGAGCAGAACAGGGGGGGCCAGAAGAUCCUGCGAGACUUCCAUGUCGUUUCACUGUGAAUUUGAAUGGGGUUGAAUGGAUCGUCUACAACAGGAGUGUUGCUUACGACGCUGUGAUUGCUGGGAUGAUGAAGCAAGCAGACCCAACCUUCGAACCAAGAUUUGAAAAGGAAAAGGAAGAGUCGGCGGAUCCUACUUUAAGACAUAGAAAACAGACCAAAGUCGCGGACCCGGAGAAGCGCGCAGAUUUCCAGAAGCCAUCAUCAUCCAAAGAGACUUCAGAUGAUAGUGAUUUAGGCCACGGUACUCUCAAAACUCAACAAUCCUCGUCGUCAUCACAGACAGAAACCAGUCAGGGAGGAUCACAAGAUGAAAAGAAGCCGGAAGGUUCCUUCAUAUUGCGACUUUUGCCAAUACACGUUACAUGCAACAAGGCGGCCGUAGUUCUCGGUAAUGAAAAUACUAAAAGCGUAUUGAUUGCAAAAGCUGAUGGGGCCUCGGGCGAGAUCGAUGCUGCUCGCUCCAAUACUAUCGACCAGUACAGACAGCUGAUUAAUUUCAACUUCAAGCACCCAGUAAUACAGAUAAAGCCUAAUGAUGACUAUAAAGAGGACCAAACAACACUUGCCAUUCGCGUCAAACGUGGAGAAAAGCUCCAAGCUGAUGGCAAGCCGACACAGACUCAUAACCACAGUUUCGUCCAUCGGCAACGUCGUAAAGUAUGGCACACGCUACAGAAUCUUGUUCCUGCUUUUCGAAGCUCAGUAGACUCCGUGUCAAGCUCGACCAGACUUCAAGCAACACAGGCAAAGCCCGAACCCGGCUCGGGUGGUUGGCAGGGCUUGUCUAGAUACCUCGACGAGAAUGAGCAGGACGACAAUGCAAAAUGGUCUUCAAUUGAGUAUGCGACAGUAACCACAAUUGCUGAUAGCCCUGCAGCUUACAUGAGUUUCUAUUGGGAUGUCCCUGGAACCGUCCCGGAACGUCAACAUGCAAACGAACAGAAAUACAAAAACGAAAUCGACAAUAUAAAUGGUGACGCACCACCAGAAUGGGGCCUAAACUUGAGCCUAAAUGGAGCAAUUGUCAAUUAUGGGCCUUGGGCUGAUAGGCAGCGAGCUGAUAUUCAACGUGUAUUCUUCCCCAGCCUUUGCAAGGACGCGGUUCCAAGCAGGAAGCUUUCAGCUGGUCAAUUCAGAGUGCCAACAGAGUUUAAGGUUUAUAUCGAGUUUGACGAAGAGACUAUUCUCCGAGUACCUAUCAAGGAGGAAUCCAAGAAUUGGAAAUGGACAAAGCAUGUCGAUUCCGUAGGCGCUAAGCAAACGGAGCAGAAAAAACGAGGAAGCAGACAUCGAAAGCGAAAAGCAGAUUCGAGUGCUGGGCCAGAAAUCCGCCCCUUUGGUUGGCUCGACGUCAAAGUUGGAUCCAAUGCGACUGUGACAUAUACCAUGGACAUGUUAGCUGGCCCCUUUGGGUUCUCGAACAACUUAGAGCUCGAACUUCCUAACAUUGAGAUUACUACAAGUGUAAAUCAUGGAACACUGUGGCGAUCCGUUGAUAAUCGCAUAUCUUGUGACUUGUCUAACCCCCUUCAAUGGAAUGGUCAGCACAUUUGGAAGUUUGAUGUUACUACGACUGGCCUCGAACUUUUCAUUCUCCGUGAGCAUGUUUUCCUUCUCCAGGAUCUCAUUGAAGACUGGGCUAGCGGGCCCCCGCCAGAGUACCUUACGUUCUCUCCAUUUCAAUAUUCUGUCAAUCUUCAUCUGGACGACUUCCGAAUAUAUCUGAACGUAAAUGAUUCGAACAUCAUCAACAAUCCAUCUGACUUUGAUGACAAUACAUUCAUCAUCAUAUUCGGCUCCGUCUUGGCGGCAAAAAUAGGUAUACCUUUAGAUACCUUCCGACCAUAUCGCAACGACAUCUCCUUCGACGUAGAUGCCAGCAACGGAGGACUGAAUUUACAUAUUCCUCCAUGGAACACGCAGGCAACGUUCUUAAGCUCGUCAGAGCUGGCAACUCUAAAAGAUCUAAAGAUUGCAGGUAAGUAUCAAUACUGUGCCACCACGUCGCCCAAUAACACAGACACGUUGUUGCUGGAUGUGUAUGGCGAUUCUCCAACAGCACAGUUUUAUGGAUUCGUUAUCCGUUAUUACCUCAAGAUCAAAGACAACUAUUUCGGAGACGAUAUAAGAUUUAAGACCUUAGAGGAGUAUCAAGAGGUUCUAGGUUCCCGUCGGUCAGGUGGCGACAAUGGCCAUGAUGUCCAGCCGCACAAGAAGUCAAAUGAUUUGGAUGUUAUCCUCUCUGUCAAAGCCGAUAGAUCUAGCGUCAUUUUGCCUUGCAAUCUCUACACCGCGAAGAAUCACAUUCGAAUCGAAAUUGCCAGCCUCGCAGCUGACAUGCGAUUUACGAACUAUUACAUGGAUCUGGAAGUAAUGCUAAGCACACUUGCAUUUUCGUCAGGAAGCGAGGAGUCAGGAAAUGCGACGCCAAUCAGCGCCACCUCUAGUACACAACUUUUUGUUGACGGAGUAAACGUUGUUGGGAACAGACUGUUUGGCCUUCCUCCGACUGAGCCAACUUACAUCUGCAAUUGGGACUUUGCAGUUGGAGCUGUGACCGGCGAAUGCAGUGCGGAUUUUUUUAGUCACCUGAUAAAUGGUGUGAAAGCUUUUGCCUUCUCAUUUGACGAUGAUGAAAACGCUCAACCUUCUAUAUCCAUUGCCCAGAUUCAUGAUGUUACCUUUCUACGAGCUACAGUGGAAUCUGUACAAAUAUGGCUUCAUGUGGAGGAAACUGCAUUCUUACUCUCGACGGCAGAGAUAUCCGUCAACUUUAAUGAUUGGGCAGGUACUCACUAUUCGAAAAAGCUCAACUUGCUGGUUCCACAAUUACACAUUGGCUGUGUGGAUGCUGAAUCUGCCUCGCGUCAUAGAUCACGAGCACAAAAUGCCGUUGAGACGCAUGCUUUCGUUCAGACGACUCUAUCGGUUGCGAUGAUUGAACGAAACCCAGGGUUUGAACAGGAUCGGCUACUCCAGCAAGAACAUAUCAAACGCCAUGAUCAACGAACUCAUAGAACCCAAUUUCUCCUGCAACCAAAUCUGAUGGACAAUUCCAUGCUCACUGCUGUAGACCCCCCUGCCUUGUCUAUUCCUCCAAUGCCUGCCCCAGUGGCCCAAGAAGAAGUAGAAGACAUGAUCAGCCAUUCCAGUCCCUCGGAAAUGUCUUCUCUGCGUCGCAGUGUAUCUUCUGUAAAACGGAAGUCAUCUUUCUUGUCGCUAUCAAGCGCUGGUCAUGGCAGUGAUCAUAGUGUGCUCCGGCCAGAAAGUGUACGCAGAUCAGGCCGCGUCGCACCUGAUGCUGGCCGUUCCAGAAACCUUUCAAAUAUGUUUACUUCAGAACAUCAGGCUCCCACUAGAGAUGUCUCUACAUCGAGCGGCCGGCGAUCUUCAUUUUACAGUGCCGUUGGUGAGCAUAGAGGCAUACCACCACCCACAGUCACAUUUUCUAGUUCCUACAUGGCUCCCUAUUUUCCUCUACAAGGAAUUGAACCUGACCGGAAAGAUCUUCCUACUCCAAACGAAGAUUUAGAGCAAGAUUUUGCGCGUGAAUACAGUCGUUUCAGCUUAGACGACGUCCAGUCUGAUCGUGUCGACGAUAACGCGACACAUGUCAGUUUCAUUAUAGAAUUAUCUAGUGGGUUGCAGGGAGUGUUUAGUCCCACGGCCAUUGAAGCAAUCAACAACCUCCUCGCGGCAUUACAACCUGUCGACCCUAAUGAUCUCUUGGACAGUCUCCAGAUGGAUUCAAUCAAUGAGAUAUUCGACCUGAAGAAACAGAAAGACAUGACCGGUACUGUUCUCGACUUGACUGUAAGGGCACCGGAGAUCAACUUUCGCCUUCUAAAUUCUAGUACUUCGGCUGCCACAGCAAAUUCUCAGGACAUGCGAGACCAAUAUGAUCUCUCCGUCUCAAGGAUCUCCCUUACUUCUAGAUCCGUCACCGCUCUCAAGAUCGAUGGUCAGGAGAAAACUCAAAACUCCUCCACGCUUCAAUUGUCCAUUAAAUCUGCCGGAAUAUCGGCCAAAGAAAGGCUCGGCGAUAUGGACGAUCCACAAGCGGCGGUUACUGGUAUCAUUCGUGAUCUGAACUGUUGGUACGUCUCCAAUAAAGCUACCGCAGCGUCUGUGGCCUUCAAAACCGUCGAGAUAGCGACAGUCAGCAGUAAAAUCGAAUACCUCGCUUCUUUGCUCCACCGAACCGGAACUCUAGCUAGCAGUACAGCAGAGUCCUUUUCUUCUCUCAAUGAUCAGCAGCGCAUCCGCAUGCAGUUUUUCACCUAUUUUGUAGCUACCGAAGGUCAACAAGCUACAGACCCUAUGUUCUUAACUAGACCAUCAUAUGUGCUCCGUACCGCUCCUGAUCACCUGAGGAGUAGUGAUUCCUGGAAAGUCGUUACUCGUCUGCACCACAUGUAUAAUAGCCUAGAUGUCAACACCAAGCAGGACCUGAAGUUGCGCUGCAUCAGCGUCUCGGAACCCUUACCCGACGACGCCGAACGUCGUGUCCUCGCCGGAUUCGACCACUGGAGAAGUUGGGAUCUACAUGAUGUGGAUGCGUGUCUUGUAAUGAAAAGGGUUUACGGCACGAAAGGUAAUGACACGCCCCAACCAGCGCAGGCAUCUCAGCCACUCAAAUUCACGCUGAGAACAGAGAGCGUUCGGUUAGUUCUCGAUCCAGGUCCUAAGCAGAAUGAGGUAUCUCUGUUAGAUAUAACUGCUGUGUUUGAAGACAAAACUGUAGCCAUGGAGGCUGAAACGCAGUCUCCAUUUCAUGGCGAUGAUGCGCAUUAUCUAGUGCUCCAGGUCUUCUGUGCUAGCACUGCGCUCAAUCUCAAUUGGGAAUUGUGCGAGCUUGCCGACGACAUAAUGAGCCUUUACCUUCAAAGCUCCAGUGUGUCUGCAAGGAAAGAAUCUAUGAAGCCCAGGAGUGGUAGAUCCACUUCCAAAGCUCGUCGAGACCUACAUGUGACCAUUGCUACGGAAGUUACCUCCAUAAUCUUAGAUACGGUGAAUAUUCGAGCCACGUCGCUUUGCAAUGGACUCAAGGCGUCAUUUGUAAUGAUAGAUGAUGCGAACAGCGAGACAACCCAGACCAUGAACAUGGUACUUGCUGCUGAUGCGGCCACAUCCAAAAUUAAAAGCCGGUCACAAGACUUGACUGUUCACCAGAUACGUCUCCCUAGCAUAUAUGCGUCAUUUGAGAAGCAGGCUGGCAGUAAAACACCAAUCCACACGAUCAAGGUCGCCGCGAACUGUCGUCAAUUGUCAUUUGUCAUACUGCAAGAUAUUCUCGCAUUGAUGGAGGUACUUGACCUAGUCAUCGGCGAUGAGCUCGCUCAAUUGCACCGUCUCAAAAAUCGUAUACCUUCUCAUUCGACGACGCCAACUCCUGACGAUGGUAAUGGCAAUGGCAAUGAAGUUUCAGACGAAAUUACUCCUGUUACGAAAGUGAACAUUGCACUGUUCUUAGACGAGUAUCAAAUCAGUGUGCUAUUACUCCGGUCUUUGACUUACAAUGUAUCGGGACUCGUCGCGAGGGCAUCUAUUGCCGCUCAAGUCGGAUCUGAUAUUAUAUUUGACUUCGAUAUUAAAGAGCAUUCACAUGAUAUGCAAACGACAGUCGGGGCAGGCAAGAAGAGUAUUUCUCUUUUACAAAUGCCUCCGACCAACGGGCGUAUCGGUUAUCAUAUCUCGGAUUCGGAAAACACAGUGUCUGUGUUCGUGUCUGUUGAACCAAUCCAGCUCGACGCAGCUGCCAUUCAUAGCCUGUUAAGUGCGCUAAAUCGUCCCGAAAUAUCAAGUGUCAUUACCGAUGUUCAAGAGGAGUUCAAAGCUGUGCAAGGUCAUCUCGAGGAAAUAUUUGGCCCCCAGUCAAAGUCUGCGCAACACACAGCACUUCCUGCUAAUCCUUUGAUAUAUGACGCUCAUCUGACACUUGCGGGGUUCAAUAUCUUCGCUAAUGCGCAUGAGGCAAAAGGAGGUUCUAGGAAAGCAAGGCUUGAUUUCAACCUUGGUUGUGUACAAUUGCUCGUUGCUAACAGGCUUGAGCAAAAUGGUCCAGCGCUGGCGUUCCCCGAGUUACGUGUUGCUCUGCGCCAUAUUUCUUUCGAACUUAGUCGAUCGAGCCGCAACGGCAUGCAACCCUGCGGAAAUCUGGUACUGGCUGCAUUUUUGACGGCUACAUCCAAAACCAAUGAUAUUGGCGAGGAAGUAAGAUCUUUCCAUCUUAAGAGCGACGCUCUGAAUAUAAAUUUGUUCGCUGAAACUGCAUCUACUGUCGUGGACGUCAUUGGAUACCUUCAAACCAAGAUCAAAGAUAUCGAUUUCUCGCGGGAAAAGCAUUACCUCCGAAAAUUACGAAAAUUGAAGCCUAAGAUAAAAGUCGAAGGUGAAUACGAAGAGCAAGAAGAAGAGACCGACGCCAGUUCCAUCAACAUAUUCGAAUCAAUGUUUUCCCUUGAACUGUUGAACUUGCAAGUCUGCUGGCUUGUAGGAACUUAUGAGAUCGACCGUACAUCACGUCAAGAGCGAGAAGAUCUUGUUUUCUCAUUGAAGCGAAUAGACUUCUCAACCAAGAAAAAGAACACUGCGCGAUUAACAAUGGAAGAUUUACAAGUGCAAAUGGUACCAGCAUCCCACGACAAGAGACAAAGAUCGCUCAAUUCGGCUCUUUUACCAGAGAUUAUCUUCAACGUCGGCUAUGUGUCAACCUCAGAUGCUCGUAGGUUUGCAUUUCAAGCGGCUGGCAAGUCUUUAGACCUUCGACUGACCUCACAAUUCAUGAUUCCGGGUGCGGCUAUUAAAAAGUCCAUCGGAUUUGCCGUUGACAGAGUUCGGGACGCGUCUGCAAGUUGGACUACGGCCGCUCCGGGAUCUACUACUGAGAACUCUCGCCGUCAACCUUUCUUUGGGAAGAAACGUAUGGAAUCAUUGCUCGUAGAUGCUGAUUUUGCAGGUGCUGUGGUGCACCUGUCCGGAAAAAAGGUCUCAGAUAGCUCCAAGACCAUUCUAGGAGUCAAGACUGGUCGAAUACCUCAGACUGGGCGAUAUGGACAAUUCACACAGACAGAUGCUAGUAACAGUACCAUCCUUCGCGCCCCUGGCUUGGCUUGGAAGGUGGAGUAUAAGGAUGAUGGUUUGAAUGAGCCAUCAUUGAAUGCUGAAAUCAAAGUUGACGCAUCUUCAAACACCCUGUACCCCGCCGUUGUCCCACUCAUCAUGGAAAUAUCUUCAACCGUCAAGGAUAUUGUUAGUGACGAAGACAAAGAUUCUACUACGGGACCACUGAAAGGAUCACCACAGAAGUUCAUGAGCACAGACGAAGAUAAUAUCUUAACUGCAGACCCUAGUGCGGUACUGGGUCGAACAAGACUUAACCUGGGGUUCCGAAUUUGCAGACAGGAAUUCACAUUAAGCUGUCAACCGAUAGCUAGAGUGUCAGCUACUGCUCGUUUUGAUGACAUCUAUAUAACCAUAAACACCGUCAAGUCAACCGAGCAUGGACAUUUUUUCGCCGCAUCCGCUAUUUUCACGAGACUUCAAGCCUCUGUGCAGCACGUUUACUCGAGAGAAUCCACUGGCAGCUUCGAUGUCGACUCCGUUUUUCUCUCUUUGAUGAACAGUAAACAUGUCAGUGGUAUCAGUGGAGUUUCGACCAUAUUGAAAAUAAGCCCUAUGAAAAUAUUGAUAAACGCAAAACAGAUUCAAGAUUUUCUCCUUUUUAGAGAGAUCUGGAUACCCCAAGAAAUACGACAGCAGUCUUCAUCACCGGCGCCUGCACCGUCGUUAGCACCCACAUCGACAACAAUGCAGUCACAAACCUAUCUUGUGCAACGAUAUCAACAGGUUGCCGCGACGGGAGCUUUUCCUUGGAACGCGACAGUAUCGAUCGCUGAGUUAGAUGUGCAAUUAGAUUUUGGGCAGGCAAUCGGUAGAUCGGCAUUCAUCAUUUCCAAUUUCUGGGUAUCGUCGAAGAAGAACUCGGAUUGGGAGCAAAACCUCUGUUUAGGGUUCGACAAGGUUGGGGUAAACAGCACUGGGAGGAUGAGUGGCUUCGUGACCUUGCAAGAUUUCCACGUACGAACUUCCAUACAAUGGCCAGCUCGCGAAAUGGCUCUCAACCAGACGCCACUUGUUCAGGCUUCACUGCGCUUUGGCAAAUUUCGCGUGAAAGCUGCAUUUGAAUAUCAGGCUUUUCUGGUAGCCGAUAUCACUUCUCUAGAGUUCCUUAUGUACAACGUUAGGAAUGGUCCUGAGGCAAAAGGUGACCGACUGGUAGCUAUACUGGACGGUGAGACAGUGCAAGUUUUUUGUACCACCACUACAGCAUCUCAAGCAUUAGCUUUGUAUCAAGCGUUUGUUCGAUUGGCUCAAGAGAAAAGAGCGAACUAUGAGGCAUCUCUUACCGAGAUUGACAAGUUUAUGAAACGAAAAUCAAUAUCGCAUCCUGUACUACCUCCGCAAGAUAUAGUCAACUCCGAAAAUGAAGAAAAAGUCGCGAAUUCGCCAAUUUCUCUUCAUACAGACGUAAUUGUCACUCUCAAGGCUGUUAAUAUGGGCGCUUUCCCGAACACAUUCUCUGAUCACCAGGUCUUCAAGUUAGAGGCUUUGAACGCACAGGCGCGUUUUGCUGUGACCAUGGAUGAAGGGAAAAUCCACAGUAUUCUUGGGCUUACCCUCGGUCAACUUAGAAUUGGUCUUGCUGGGGUGAAGAAGAUUGACAUGCCGAAAUCGGUGGGAGAUCUCUCUGUGGAAGACGUUGUCAACAGCGCCACUGGCUCUCGUGGAGGCACCAUUUUGAAGGUACCUAAGGUCGAAGCUACAAUGCAGACAUGGCAAGUACCCAAUACUCACCAUAUCGACUACAUAUUCAAGAGUUCUUUUGAAGGCAAGGUCGAAGUUGGCUGGAACUACUCUCGCAUCAGCUACAUUCGGAGCAUGUGGGCUUCUCAUGCAAAGGCUCUUGCUCAAAGACUCGGGAAGCCGUUACCGCCCUCAGCGGUCAAGAUCACCGGUGUUCCAGACGAAGAGGAUGGACCUCGAAAAGAUGGUGAGCAGCAAAAAAUCACGGCCGAGGUCAAUGUUCCACAAUCAAGAUACGAUUACACGGCUUUGCAAGCACCGAUUAUUGAGACGCCACAAUUGAGGGAUAUGGGUGAAGCCACGCCACCAUUGGAAUGGAUUGGUCUUCACCGCGACAGACUUCCUAACUUGACACAUCAGAUCGUGAUUGUGACUCUUCUCGAGUUGGCUAGCGAGGUCGAAGAUGCUUAUGCGAAGAUUCUGGGGUCUUCUUAA